AUGUACAUAAGUGUUUUGCUAUCAAUAAUGAUGUUUAUCACAACCUCUGAGUCUACUGCUCCGUUGCAGAUUGUCAAGACCCGGAAAAUCUGGAAUCCAAAGACAAACCAUCAGAUUAUCGUUUACUACAAGGAAGUGCUCAUGAAAAAUAACGGAAUAUUCUCAAAAUUAAUCAUUCUGGCAUACCUAAACAGAUCUGAGGUAAACACGAAUAACUUGGAGAAUGCAUUGUCAAUUCUGAAAUCAUACUGCACCAAGCUGAGAUUGAUCGAUACUAAUUUUGCUGAUUAUACGCUACGAGUGAAACAAAUUGUGAAAGAACUCUUAAAAAACCCUGUGGUAAAAGAAGCUUUACCAAUCGAGCACAAUAUCUUGAAUCUCGUUGCGAAGAAAUUAACAGUGCCAUUAUUAUCGAAUUAUAACAUUCAUUAUAAUGAUAUUUAUGAAUUUAUUGAAUUUAGACUUGAAACCGCCGAAUUCUUUAACAAUAUAUAUUAUAGAAUGUUAAACUGCAAAAUUUUCGAUGGUUAUUUCCACAUGAUGAAUCAUUGGACCGAUGUGGUUCCAUACCUACAUGAUUACGUUUAUUUAGAAGUGUUAAACGUUGAAAUAACAUUUAACCGAUUAAUCACAAAACUGUGCCAUCUUCUUACGGAUAGUAUUGUCCAUCUGGGACGACUUAAGAGUCACAAAAAUGACAUAUGGAGGAAGAGCCAGGAACUUUUGUCAAAUUCGGUAAACGCUGUCCAAGAACGGAUGGAUAUGAUAAACCUAUCAAAAAAUGCUGUCAUUGAUGCUGAUACUGUUGCAAAUUAUAUUAAGCUCCUCUCAGAUGACUAUAAUGUCUAUCUGAAAAUGUCUCAGGUUUAUAGAUUGGUGUGUGGCAAAGAUUUUAGGGACAAAUCCAUCAUGAACAACGAAUUUCUAUCAUUGACUCAUUAUUUGAAAACAAUUUAUAUUUUAUACAAAGAUAAUAGUAGCUAUGUGCAUCACAAUCACCUUCUCAAUACUAUACAAGGAUUUAACGACUAUAUUACCUAUGAACUCAAUUAUGUGCAGAUCUUUACAUCAGAUUUACUCCGAUUGGCCACGCUUCUAUCAACAAAAAUAUUAGAAUUUGCUUAUUUACAUAUUAAUGUGGUGAUAAGUACGUAG
Messenger RNA from Vavraia culicis subsp. floridensis, 1155 nucleotides. RefSeq lists its product as uncharacterized. The transcript has a single exon. The coding region runs from base 1 to 1155 and encodes 384 amino acids. Lineage: Eukaryota; Fungi; Microsporidia; Pleistophoridae. The record is from RefSeq and is a predicted model, not a curated record.